This is a messenger RNA of Colletotrichum siamense, 1176 nucleotides long. It is a transcript of the gene PKAR, whose product is annotated as cAMP-dependent protein kinase regulatory subunit. Gene Ontology annotation, biological process: regulation of protein phosphorylation. Lineage: Eukaryota; Fungi; Ascomycota; Sordariomycetes; Glomerellales; Glomerellaceae. Gene Ontology annotation, cellular component: cAMP-dependent protein kinase complex; nucleus. The record is from RefSeq and is a predicted model, not a curated record. Gene Ontology annotation, molecular function: cAMP-dependent protein kinase regulator activity. The coding region runs from base 1 to 1176 and encodes 391 amino acids. The transcript is spliced from 2 exons.
AUGUUCAAGAGUCCUUUUGGUGCAAAUGCCAAUCCAUUUGGCGGCGCCAGUGACGGCCCUACCGGUGGCAACGCUAUCCACCGUGUUAUCGAGGAGGAAGAGAAUGAUACGGUCACGUCUCCCACAUCACCGAACUUCGGCAUGAACGCUGGCACCACAUUCAGCGGUCCCUUUGGCGGCGACGCCACGGACGAUGCUCCGCCUUCUGCGCUUAGAAGCCCGCCGAAUCCCGAAAGCUACCCUGCCCAGUACAACUUUGGCCGCCGUACCUCGGUUUCCGCCGAGUCUCUGAAACCCAGUGCCGAUUCAUACGAUAACUGGUCUCCUCCCGUCCACGAGAAGAACAAGGAGCAACUGGAUCGUCUCACAACUGCCAUCGCAGGCAACUUCUUGUUCAGCCAUCUGGACGAUGAGCAGAGUUCUCAGAUUCUGGGAGCAUUGAUCGAGAAACCUAUCCCGGCCAAAGGUAUCAAGGUAAUUAGCCAAGGUGACGCUGGUGACUUCUUCUACGUUGUGGAGAAGGGAUCUUUCGACGUGUACGUCAACAGCAGUGGAACUCUGCAACCUGGCCCCGAGGGCAUGGGCCAAAAAGUCGGAACGAUCCAGGCCGGAGGCUCGUUUGGUGAACUGGCUCUUAUGUACAACGCUCCUCGAGCUGCAACGGUUACUUCCGCCGAGUCUGGAUGCACCCUGUGGGCGCUCGACCGACUCACAUUCCGCCGCAUUCUUAUGGAGUCGACGUUUGCGCGCCGUCGCAUGUAUGAGAGUUUCCUCGAGGAAGUGCCGUUGCUGCAAUCCCUCACACCGUAUGAGCGAUCCAAGAUUGCCGACGCGUUGGAAACCCAAAAAUACACUCCUGGUGAAACUAUCAUCAAGGAAGGCGACCCGGGCCACUCGUUCUACCUGCUGGAGAGUGGUGAGGCCGAUGCUUACAUUGGCGACAGCAAGGAAGCUGUCAAGCACUACAGCAAGGGAGAUUUCUUUGGUGAGCUUGCACUCUUGAAUGACGCCCCCCGCGCCGCUAGUAUCGUCGCGACGACGGAUGUCAAGGUCGCUAGCCUCGGCAAGUCUGCCUUCCAGAGACUUCUUGGCCCCGUCGAAGGCAUCAUGAGGCGAACAAAGUACGAGAGCGUGAAGACGGGUGUCGAAGAGAUGGAUCCGCUGCAAGCGGCUUAA